AUGUAUUGUUACAAAAUUGUGCAGCCUUAUUUGCCUAGCGAGACACCGUCCGGUCUAAGAACAUUAAGAGAGAAAGAGUUGGAGAAUCUAAGAGGCAAUGGCAAAGGAGAAAGGAAAUUAUCAGACAGAAUCUACGACUUUGAUGUCUACAACGACAUAGGAAAUCCCGACAUAUCUCCCGAACUAGCCCGUCCGACAUUCGGCGGUCGAGAUUUUCCUUACCCUAGACGUUGUCGAACUGGCCGGUCAUCGACAGACACCGAUAUGAUGUCCGAGAGACGUGUGGAGAAGCCAUUACCGAUGUACGUACCACGGGACGAGCAGUUCGAGGAGUCUAAGCAGAACACUUUUGCUGCUUGUAGGCUUAAGGCGGUUUUGCAUAACCUCAUACCUUCGUUAAAAGCCAGCAUUUUGGCUGAGGACUUUGCUAAUUUUGGUGAGAUUGAUAGUCUUUACAAAGAAGGCUUGCUUCUCAAGUUAGGGAUACAAGAUGAUAUGUUCAAGAAGUUCCCUUUGCCUAAGAUCGUCACUUCCCUCCAAAAAUCUAGCGAAGGGUUACUCAGAUACGAUACUCCCAAAAUAGUUUCAAAGGAUAAAUACGCAUGGCUUCGUGAUGACGAGUUCGCACGCCAAGCUAUAGCUGGGAUAAACCCGGUCAACAUAGAACGAGUCACAACUUAUCCACCGGUCAGCAAUCUUGACCCCAAGAUCUACGGUUCACAUCUUGACUCUGCUCUCACCGAAGACCACAUCAUCGGUCACCUUGACGGCUUGUCCGUACAACAAGCGUUAGGGACGAACCGGUUGUUUAUGGUGGACUACCAUGACAUAUACUUACCGUUUCUUGAUCGAAUCAAUGCACUGGAUGGACGCAAGGCUUACGCGACUCGAACCAUAUUUUUCUUGACUCGACUCGGUACACUCAAGCCUAUAGCCAUCGAGCUAAGCCUCCCUCCUCAAUCAGACUCAAGCCACAAGUCCAAGCGCGUGGUCACACCUCCUGUAGACGCAACCUCCAACUGGACAUGGCAGCUAGCUAAGGCCCACGUUGGGUCAAAUGACGCUGGCGUCCAGCAGCUUGUGAACCACUGGCUACGUACCCACGCGUGUUUGGAGCCGUUUAUAUUGGCUGCUCAUAGACAGUUGAGCGCGUUGCAUCCGAUAUACAAAUUGUUGGACCCUCACAUGAGGUACACCUUGGAGAUCAAUGCCGUGGCACGACAGACUUUGAUUAGUGCGGAUGGUGUGAUCGAGUCUUGCUUCACCGCUGGUCAAUACGGUUUGGAGAUUAGUUCCGCUGCGUAUAAGAAUCAUUGGCGGUUCGAUAUGGAAGGCCUUCCUGCUGAUCUCAUCCGAAGGGGAAUGGCUGUUCCUGACCCAACACAACCACGUGGACUUAAACUAAUUGUCGAAGACUAUCCAUACGCCAAUGAUGGUCUAUUAUUGUGGUCGGCGAUCCAAACCUGGGUCCGAACCUACGUGGAGCGUUAUUAUCCUAUCGCGAACAUAAUCCGAACCGACACCAAGCUCCAAGCAUGGUACUUGAAAACAAGAUUUUUAGGUGUUUCAAACCCUUAA
Microthlaspi erraticum is the source of this 1578-nucleotide messenger RNA. The record is from the annotation of a GenBank genome assembly. Lineage: Eukaryota; Viridiplantae; Streptophyta; Magnoliopsida; Brassicales; Brassicaceae.